CUUACUGGUGUACACAUUUUACGAUUUUACUAUUCAAAUUUUUAAUAUAAAAUUCAAACGAUUUCUCUGUCAAACGUGAUGUUUUUUCCAAUCUUUAACUUUUGUAGUUGCUGUCAAUUGAAUAUAUAAUUUAAAAUUUUUACAUUAUGAAGGUAGUCGUUCAACGUGUUUUAAGAGCUAAAGUUUCAGUUGAUGGAAAGGAAGUAAAUUCAAUAACUAAAGGCUUAUGUUUGUUAGUUGGUUUGCAGAAAACUGACAAAAAAAAUGAUAUUGAUGCUAUGGUGCAGAAGAUAUUGAAGCUACGUCUUUUCAAUCAAGAUGAAAAAAAAUGGCAUUGUAAUGUAAUGGAUAUGAGUUAUGAAAUAUUGUCAAUUAGUCAGUUUACUCUAUGCUAUAAACUUAAAGGAAACAAAUUAGAUUUUCAUAUGGCUAUGCCUGGAGAUCUGGCUAAGCAAAAUUAUCAAUAUUUUUUAGAAACUUUACGUAAACAUUAUAACCUAAGCAAAAUUAAAGAUGGAGCAUUCGGGGAAAUGAUGGAAGUUGAAAUAGUGAAUGAUGGACCAGUAACUGUUCAAUUAGAAUUUCCCAAUCCUGAAAAAUGUGUUGAUGGAAAAUCUGAUAAAUUGAGCGAUAUGGAUAAACUAUAGAUUAAAAAAUAUUUUUUUCUUAAUUAAUAAAGUAUAAGUACCUAUUAUGUACCAUUACACACAUGUAUAGUGUUUAAUUAUAAUAAAAUAAAAACUGCUAACCCAAUA
Molecule: messenger RNA, 755 nt
Organism: Aphis gossypii (cotton aphid)
Lineage: Eukaryota; Metazoa; Arthropoda; Insecta; Hemiptera; Aphididae
Gene: Dtd
Product: D-aminoacyl-tRNA deacylase
Exons: 4
Coding region: 147-647 (166 amino acids)
Biological process (GO): tRNA metabolic process
Cellular component (GO): cytoplasm
Molecular function (GO): D-tyrosyl-tRNA(Tyr) deacylase activity
Source: RefSeq, a predicted model, not a curated record